Pangasianodon hypophthalmus (striped catfish) is the source of this 3503-nucleotide messenger RNA. RefSeq names its product bromodomain containing 3a (gene brd3a). The transcript is spliced from 9 exons. The record is from RefSeq and is a predicted model, not a curated record. Lineage: Eukaryota; Metazoa; Chordata; Actinopteri; Siluriformes; Pangasiidae. Gene Ontology annotation, cellular component: nucleus; chromatin. The coding region runs from base 299 to 1993 and encodes 564 amino acids. Gene Ontology annotation, biological process: chromatin remodeling; regulation of DNA-templated transcription.
UUGCUCGGAAUAUGGGUGGGAAAAAAACGCGCCAAGGCGCAUGCGCAGAGUGGCUCUCGUACCUCAUCUCUGUGCUACCUAGAGGAGCGACUCCGCAUCAGUCCCAGGCUGUAGUCCACCUGGAGCCGCGAUAAAAAGGUUACAAGGUCAGGUCCUGCAAUGGGAUGUAGUCUCUCUCGGAUGAGUGAAACCAAGAGCCAAACCCAGAGAGAGCGUCUGUCAAAACCUGUGCAGUAGCAUCAGAUUUGUGCAGAGCCGGCAAGCCGACUAAAGCAGCAGCUUUGCCGCCGAACCCGAAAUGUCGGAUGUCACGUCACCAACUCCAGAACCUCCUCAAAUCGUCAACCCUCCACCUCCUGAGGUGACGAAUGCCACUAAACCUGGCCGCAAGACCAAUCAGCUGCAGUACAUGCAGAAUGUCGUGGUCAAGACUCUGUGGAAGCAUCAGUUCGCCUGGCCUUUCUAUCAGCCAGUUGAUGCCGUCAAGCUCGGACUGCCGGACUAUCACAAGAUAAUAAAGAAUCCGAUGGAUAUGGGCACCAUCAAGAAAAGGCUAGAGAAUGUGUACUACUGGAGUGCCAGCGAAUGUAUGCAAGACUUCAAUACAAUGUUUACCAACUGUUACAUCUACAACAAGCCAACAGAUGACAUAGUUUUAAUGGCUCAAGCAUUGGAGAAGAUCUUCCUGCAGAAGGUUGCUCUGAUGCCCCAAGAGGAAGUGGAGCUGCUUCCUCCUGCCCCUAAAGCCAAAGGUCGCAAACCUGGUCCAGGUCAGCAGGAGGGAACUGUAACUUCUGGCUCGCCAACCUCCGCAUUCCCGGGUGCCACUUCGCCAAGCUCCCAGCCACCAGUCAUCUCUCCUCCAGUGCCUGCUAUCACGCCCAGCACACCCGCUGUACAGAACACACCCUCCACCCCCAUCAUGCCUGGCAUGCCUCCCUCGCAACCCUUCGGCAAAAAGAAAGGGGUAAAGAGGAAAGCAGACACCACCACACCCACUACCUCUGCCAUCACGGCCAGCAGGAGCGAAUCGCCCACCCCUCUCUCCGAGAGCAAGCAGGCCAAAGUGGCAUUGCGGAGAGAGAGCACCGGGCGACCCAUCAAACCACCUAAGAAGGACUUGGACGACGGAGAAGCGGGUCAGCACGGAGGCAAACGAGGCCGGCUCACUGAGCACCUCAAACACUGCGACACCAUCCUGAAAGAAAUGCUGUCCAAGAAGCACGCUGCGUACGCCUGGCCGUUUUACAAACCCGUCGACGCUGAAGCACUCGAGCUGCAUGACUACCAUGACAUCAUCAAACACCCCAUGGACUUAAGUACAGUCAAAAAAAAGAUGGACGGUCGAGAGUACCCAGAUGCACAGAGCUUUGCCUCCGAUGUGCGAUUAAUGUUCUCAAAUUGUUAUAAGUACAACCCACCUGAUCACGAGGUUGUCGCCAUGGCACGAAAACUACAGGACGUGUUUGAGAUGCGCUUUGCUAAGAUGCCAGACGAGUCGGCGGAGGUGAACGUGGCGGGCGCUGCUGCUGGAGCGGGCGUGGUCAGUAAAAGCACGGCGAGCAGUGAGAGCAGCGGCGACUCCUCUAGCUCGGACAGCUCCGACUCUGAGGAGGAGAGAGCCACGCGCCUCGCCGAGCUGCAGGAACAGGUGGGUGCGGAACAGCUGGAGCAGGAUCAGGAGAGUAGUCAGGCAAGUCAGACCCCAUCCAGUCCCUCUGUCCAAACUCCUUCUGACUCUACACGUCAGCCUCAUUCAGAGCCUUUACUUUCCUCCUCGUCCCCUCAUACUGCAGCCCCGCUCAGCUCAGGAAAGAGAAAGCAGGAUUACACUCUGCGUAGAGAGAUAAGAGGCAGGCAGGAUAUCUACUCCACUUUUAUGAAAUAUUUAAUUCGGUUUCUGGAGCAGCUUCCGGAGGCAGAGGGAACACUGUUCUUGAGUGAGCUUACUCAGUUAAUGUUGUCCUAUUGGCAUGUUAAAGUUGGCUAUUAAUUCAUUUGCCUAAAUGAUAUUUUUCUUUCGUUAAAACAGGUUGCAAGUUUGUGUGACAGUGUUUUCAUGUUUUUAAAUCUUUUGUGUAUCACCUAAGUUUAACGAGCUAUGAAGUGUUUUGAGUGUCCAGUGCAAAUCAACUACAAAGUUUAUAUCCUGUCAAAAGCAUGUGAAGGGUUUUUGGGUUAUAUAAAUAAAAGAAUCCAGAUGUGGAAUUGCAUGGACUGAUAUUUUGUAACAGAGCACAACACCUUCUUACUGGUUUGUUUCUUUUAUUUUUUUAUACAACUGUGACAAAGAAGGAAACACAACUGAUCCAAAAAAUCUUUAAGAUGGCAUAUGUAAUUUAAAUGUGAUCUCUGACAGAUUACUGAAGAACCAAGUUUUAUCUGAAAGAUGAUGCGCUCUCUCUCUCUCUCUCUCUCUCUCUCUAUCAAAUGUCUAUAUGCACUAUAUGGCCAAACGUUUGAGACCAUCACACCCAUAGGUGGUUCUUCCCCAAACUAUUGCCACAAAGCACACAAUUGUAUCAAAUGUCUUUGUGUGCUGUAGCACUGCAAUUUCCCUUCACUAGAACCAAGAGGUCCAAACCUGUUCCAGUAUGACAGUACUCCCUUUUUUCCUUCUACAUCCAGAUAUGUGCAAAAAAACAAAACGAGUUAUAAAUGUACUGAAUAAUCUUGAGCCAAAAUGCGGGUGUCUUUGUUUAAUCUGGUAUACAAUAUAUUAUACAUUGUAACUGUCUAAUCCAGUAGUAGUCAAAAUCAGAUGAUCAUAUUAAUAUGUAUAUAAACACUUGGUGGCUUUCGUAAUAGUAAAUAGUACAGCAUAUAUUCCAUACGUUCUGUGCUUAAACGAUGAGACAGUGGUCGACUGUUAAAGAAAUCAUCAGAGAGAUGGUUUGGUGUUAAAUAUCCUGCAUAUUUGAGUAAAAUUUAGGAAAUGCACGGGCAGGAUGUGUUUGUGUUCCCUGGUCCAACUGGGCUUGGCUUUGAAAGCAGACAUACUUUCACUUGCUCUUAUUUUUUCUGGAUAAAGAAAGCAUGCAGAUGAGUUUAAAACCUCUUCCAGAGAAACUGUUUGUGUUUGCAUUAUUCACAAGGAAUUCAACAAUGUUGCCUCUGUGUUGUUGUAGAGCUGUUUAGUAUUGUGUUAAUUAUUUGAGUACUGUGCUAAACCUGAUUGUUCUUUUUUAAGUGAUUAUUUAAUGUACCAGAAUGUAGAUUUUUUUAGGAUGUUCACUUAUCUGUUGAGUUAUAACUCAGUUGCUAAUCAGUGUUAUUACACCCUUAUCAUUUGGUCAUACAUGUCAUGAUGUACUGGUGUGAGCAGUUUGAUUUGUGUAAAUUGUGCUGCAUCAGUUUAUCCAUUUAUAAAAGUCGGUAAGCAAAUCCACAACUGACAUUGCCUAGUGACACAUUUGUUGUGUCACAUUUGUGUUAGAUCUGUCUGCUGUGAUGCAUUAUUUUUCAUUUGGGCAGAUCACUGAUCCCCCUCUCCCUGCCUCUAU